Cladocopium goreaui is the source of this 790-nucleotide messenger RNA. NCBI's taxonomy places the organism in Eukaryota, Dinophyceae, Suessiales, Symbiodiniaceae. The record is from the annotation of a GenBank genome assembly.
UACGUCAAACAAAGAGUAGUUUGCCAUCGCUGCCGGUUGCCAGAUGAGUGGCCAGGAUGAGAAGGGCGAAGUGCCCAGCGCUAGUGCUCGGCCACCGUUGCCAGGCUUCUCUGCCAAGACAGAGAGGUGGGUCAUGGAGUUGGUCUAUGGCAGGCGCUGUGAAGCUGAAGAAAAAUACCUAAAGGAGCGCAGGCUCAAUGUGCCGGUGACCAAGGUGCCGCUCUACAAAAGUCUGGGCUUCCGAGCGAUCAAACAUCCGUCCUACAUUGAGGUGCGUCCUGCAACACCCUCCAUGGCCAGCAAGGCCAGCAAGGCCAGCAGGCUCAGUGGUGCCAGCGGUGCCAGCCGCAGCUGCGCGUCCUUGGGCCGGAGGAUUUGUAGUCAACCAAUCUUGGUUCCCAUUGAGGAACCUGCAGAGGUCCUGGAAGAGGAGGAAGUGCCAAACGACCAAGCCGAAGUACCUCAGCAGACGUCCUCAGGCUUUGUGAUGCCGAAAUAUGCGCAUGCGAAGUAUUCCAUGCGGCACAUGUACCUGGCCGAGUGUGGUGCUCGGAACAACAGCAUGAGGAAUGUGAGGAAUGUCAUCAAACCGCUCCCAAACGCUCGAGCUGCUGGAGGUGCCAAAACUCAGAGCGAAGUCGGUCGAUGAGGAUUUUCAGUGUCUAGACCUGGACCUGGCAACUCGCAUCUCGCGACAGUGAGCAGCGCUGAUGUUGGGAUGAUCCCUGCACUGGUAGCUGCUGAUAUAUCACACCAUUCACAGUGGGAUAUAAAACUGCAAUGUUUUCCC